Molecule: messenger RNA, 459 nt
Organism: Penicillium longicatenatum
Lineage: Eukaryota; Fungi; Ascomycota; Eurotiomycetes; Eurotiales; Aspergillaceae
Exons: 1
Coding region: 1-459 (152 amino acids)
Source: RefSeq, a predicted model, not a curated record
AUGCAAGCUACCAGAGUUAUCACCCGCAAUCUCUCUCCAAAUCUCAACCGGCGGCGAAAACAGCUGCGUGUCGUCAAUCCGACUACGCCUCUUUCAUCGUUUGCAACGCACAACCCACCCACCGACUCCGAUCAACUAGCCUACCGGUUAUGCGAACUGUCCUUACAAAAGAUUCAAAAAGAAGCCCGGGCUUCUGAGCCUGACAUUCGCCAUGUGCUUGCAUGUACUUCCAUGCAACGUCUAGCACAGCAGGACCUUUUGUAUCGCCUUGAUACGCUACAAAAUGCUUUGGAUAUACCCGCGCUGCCCUUACUUCCGGGAGCGGAUGAGCCAUUGAUGGGGGAUGAGGACGAGAUGGAUAUGAGAUCACUUGAGAUCGCUGUGUCCGAGUUAGAAACGGCCAGUAGGAGGGGCGAGCUAGCCCGGUUCAUCUGCUUUCAGCAAAUCAAGGAGAUGUGA